Messenger RNA from Mugil cephalus (flathead mullet), 3688 nucleotides. RefSeq lists its product as uncharacterized. The record is from RefSeq and is a predicted model, not a curated record. The transcript has 24 exons. The coding region runs from base 139 to 2892 and encodes 917 amino acids. Gene Ontology annotation, cellular component: actomyosin contractile ring. NCBI's taxonomy places the organism in Eukaryota, Metazoa, Chordata, Actinopteri, Mugiliformes, Mugilidae. Gene Ontology annotation, biological process: actomyosin contractile ring assembly; septin ring organization; mitotic cytokinesis.
CUCGCGCUAACGUCCGAAGAGCCGCUGAAAUUCAAAGUUGGAGGAGGAGACUUAAAACUCUGAAACAACACGAACGUUGGUUCUUUCUCCCAUUUUUACACCUAAACUUCUUACUUACUUCUUUCUUCUCAGCUAAAAAUGGAAGCAGACGAGGAAAGCGGCGUCAACGUCAACAUGAAGAGACAGAGAGCGCCUCUGUCCGACUCGGAAGACAACAUCUUCUCAGCGCCAGAGAACAAUAGUGGCCAGAAGCGGCGGCGCCUGGAGACGGCCGGUCAGGAGAACUGUAGUCCUGAUUCGCCGUCGUCGUCGUCGUCCUCCUCUGGACGUCUCACUGAGCUGCAGAUGAAACCAGACACACCGAUGGUUCCCUCGGUCCGGUCACGAGUCCAGCAGCUCACCCAGAGACGAGAGGGAGGAGCUCCUCAGACCCUGCGGUGCGUCUCGGAUCCUGGAGGCGACAGUCCAUCAGUCAGUGUCCAUGACAAGGGCUUCAGAGAACCUCUGCUGGGUGAGAGGGAGUUCAGUCAGAGGAUGGAGCGUUUCAAAGCUCCGGUUUUCCAGCCGCCCCCCUUCAGCACCACCACACCCACCCAGACUGAGUCCUGCCCCCGGACCCGUUCCAACUUAGUGAGCGACAUCCAUCAGAAGCUGCAGGGCUCCACGACGCCGAGCUCCAAGCAGGCGUCCCGCAUGCGGCAGGAACGGGAGCAGGAGUUGAACCAGUUGCCUUUCCAGCCGAUCAGUGAGAACGCCUGGUUAAAGAGGAGCAGCUCUGACUCCUCGAUACAGGGAAGGAGCCCGGCCGGCUCCUCGUCGCCCUCCUUCUCCUGGGCUCAUAGAUCUAACCGGAGAUUUCAGUGGCCUCCCAAACCCACCUGGGACCAGGUUCACGGUGAUGCUGAGGCGAAGGACGGCAGCUUCACCGAUGCUCCGUCAUCAGGAGCAGUGAAGGCGUCUGUAAAUAUCGGAGAUGCUGAGCUGGGCUCUCAGGACGAGACCAACACGGCCGAGAUGAUCGACCAGAUGUUCGAGGAGGUGCUGGAGUACGCGGGGAGGAUGGAGGAGGAGGAGAGACGGGACGAGGACCGGGACAGCGGCAUCGGGGCCUGCACAGGGGACAAAGACAAGCUGGACACGGAGUCGGAGAAGGAGAAGAGUGAAGAGGACGAGGAGGUGAAAGAAGAAGAAGAAGAGGAGGAGGAGCUGGAAACCAACGGAGAGGAGAUGCUGACGUUUCCUCCCUGUGGGAUCCUGUCUCCUCUCAGCAAGUCUGUGGAGGCCGUGGUCACUCCUCUGGUCACUCCUCUGGUCACUCCUCUGGUCACUCCUCUGAGACUGGCGGCCGACCAGGAGUCCAACCCUCCAUCUUUGCUCCUCAGCCCAGAGGAGACCAGCCCUCCUCCUCCUCCUCCGGAGUCUGCUCCUCUUUACAGCAUCGACGCCUACCGCACACAGCGACAGAAGAAGCUUCCCACCAUUCAGAGCGUCACUCCCGGCGUUCAGAGACGAGCUGCAGAGACGUCCAAGCCUCCGGCGUCCGUCAACACCAAGGAGAAGAUCACGGCUCUCAACGAAGAGGCGGUGAAACUUCAGACCGUGAUCAACCAGACCCUUCAGGCUCUGAGCUGCUGCACCGAUGAGGAUCACGGCCGCGGAUCCCAGGAGGAGGCUGAAGCUGAGAAACUGCUGCUGGUCUCCUGUGAGAAACGCUCGGCCCUGCUGGCUGAAGUGGCUCGACUCAGGGAGGAGAGGAUCUCUGAGUCCGGAGAGGAGGCGGCGGUGGAGGACAGGGACUACGUUUCCCAGCAGCCCUGCAGAGGAACCGUCGCCAUCACAAACAUCCAGCUUCCUCUCAAGGUGGAAUUCGUCUGCUCCUCACACGGCCGAGCAGGUCGACCGAGUCACUACUUCUUCGUCCUGAUCCGUUACGGUCCGUGCAACAUCGUCGCCACCCCGCUGGCCACGGCCGCCGACGCUCAGAACGGAGACACCAUCUCCUUCCCCACGACCGUCACCCUGAGGGAUAUUCGCUCAACCUUUGAGAUCGAUGUGGAGGUCUACAGCCUGUCCCACACUUCAGGUAAUAGCUGCAGCGUGGACCGGGCCACCACCAAGUCACGGGUCACACCGAGAAAACUUCUGAACACAAUCACGAGAUCCAGUAACAGUCUGACAUCUGCUGCUGCUCUUCCUGCUCUGAACACUCGUCGCUCCAGUAACUUCUGCCUGGUGGGAUCUCAUAAGAUCAACUUGGCCUCUCUGGGACGCAGCAAGUUCCCUCUGGAUAAGAUGAAACUUGAAGGGAAAAUCAGGAGGCUGCUGGGAGAUGAGUUUCAGGAAAAGGUGCCUUUUCUCUCUCCUCUAGAGGGCAACAUCUACCUGCGACUGGAGAGCCAUAGCCACUCCAACGUCCAGCACCAAGGCUUCCUGACGAUGUUCGAGCUGAUCAGCGGGUUUGGGGUUUGGCAUCGUCGAUAUUUCGUCCUGGAGGGAUGUAACAUGUUCUACUGGAACCACCCCAACGACAGAGAAACCAAGGAAGCAGAGGGCAGUUUGUCUCUGUCCAGCUCCCCGAGUCAGUGUGUCAGGCCCGUGAAGAGGGACUCGUGUGCUCGACCUUUCACCUUUGAACUGGUGAACAUCCUCCCUCAGCAGCAGCAGCAGCAGCAGAACCAGGACCGGGACCAGGACCAGGACCGGGACCAGAACCACAGCCAGGACGUCGUGGCCAAGUGCUGGUUUUCUGCCGACACGAAGCAGGAGAGACUGGACUGGAUGGAGAAGCUCAACCAAGCUCUGCUGGACUUUCACACGUGGAACCGAACGCCGGCGGAGAAUCAGCAGCCGAACGCGUCCGUCAGCGGAAACCUGAGGGAGAGUAUUCUGUAGCGUCAGAGAGGAUGAAGGUCAGGGUUUAGAUCCAGAGCCGAACCAAACGCGUUUAUCUUUGGGAGAUGUGUUCGAUUUACACACGUACUUUUGCUUUUCUUUUUUUUUUUCAUGUUUUCUUAAAAACUGGAAGGAUCAACACAUUUAUGUAGGUGAACUAAUAAAUAUAAAGGGAAAUGUUAAGCUAAACUAAUCUAGGAUUGUAUCUGAAAAACACUACAAAUUACUGAAGCGUAGGACGAGUGGUAGCUGGUGUUGAAUGGGAGUUUGAAUGAAUUAUUAGCCAUUAAGUAAUGCAGAUAAAUCCUGCACCGUGAAUUAAAUUAAAAAAAAGGUGCAGAAUGUGUAAAAAUAUUCUUCACAUUUGUAAAAAUCAGACCUGAAAUUCUACAUCAUCUCUAGUUUGGGGCUUUUUGUUCGGGGUUUGCGUCCUUCCCAGUGCCACGAAGUGUUCGUUAAUACUCUUCAAGCGUAUAAUUUGAUUUGCUGCACAUGUAUAAACUACUAUAAUUACAUUUAUAUAUAUAUAAAUAUUAUAUAUAAACCCAUAUUUUACGGACGGGAACACCGGUGAGGUGAAGGAAACGGGGCGGUAGUCGCGCUGCUACGAUGAAUGUGGUCUGUUCUGUCUGAUGUUCUGUGCUUUUCCGUGUAUUUCCACCUUUCAGUCUGUCACUUUGUUAUAAAUGUUGUUGUUGUGAAACUCUCAUUCUAUGCACCUGACGCAAGGCACCAAUAAAAUGAAAUGAAAUUACUCAAAAAAAGAAAAAGCGGAUUUAACCGAAUGGGACAAUAA